Neurospora tetrasperma FGSC 2508 is the source of this 1361-nucleotide messenger RNA. RefSeq lists its product as uncharacterized. Lineage: Eukaryota; Fungi; Ascomycota; Sordariomycetes; Sordariales; Sordariaceae. Gene Ontology annotation, molecular function: isocitrate dehydrogenase (NAD+) activity; NAD binding; magnesium ion binding. The transcript has 2 exons. The coding region runs from base 86 to 1159 and encodes 357 amino acids. Gene Ontology annotation, cellular component: mitochondrion. Gene Ontology annotation, biological process: isocitrate metabolic process; tricarboxylic acid cycle. The record is from RefSeq and is a predicted model, not a curated record.
UUGUCUUUUCCUCCAUCCGCAUUUCUCCACUCCUCGAGACUUUUUCCUUUUUCUCUUCUACAAAGUCACUUGAAACAGGAAAAAGAUGGCGGCCAGGACCCUGAAGAUUGGUCUCAUCCCCGGUGAUGGCAUCGGCAAGGAAGUCAUUCCCGCCGGCCGGCGCAUUCUCGAGGCUCUCCCGGCCUCUCUGGGCUUGAAGUUCGAGUUCAUCGACCUCAAGGCCGGCUGGGAAACCUUUGAGCAGACCGGCAACGCCCUGCCCGAAGAGACAGUUUCGAUCCUCAAGUCUGAGUGCGAUGGCGCCCUUUUCGGAGCCGUCAGCUCGCCCACCAAGGCCGUCAAGGGCUACUCCUCUCCCAUCGUCGCCCUGCGCAAGAAGCUCGACCUGUACGCCAACGUGCGCCCUGUCAAGUCGGUCCGGGGCCCCGGCGUCAAGCCCAUCGACAUGGUGAUUGUGCGCGAGAACACCGAGGACCUGUACGUCAAGGAGGAGAAGACGUACGACACGCCCGAGGGCAAGGUGGCCGAGGCCAUCAAGCGCAUCUCGCAGCGCGCCUCGUCGCGCAUCGCCACCAUCGCCGGUGAGAUCGCCCUGCGCCGCCAAAAGAUCCGCGAGGGCGGUUCCCCUUCCAUCCACAAGGGCCCCCUCGUGACCGUCACCCACAAGUCCAACGUUUUGUCCCAGACCGACGGCCUCUUCCGCUCUACCGCCCGUGAGGCCCUCGCCGCCGGCCGCUUCACCUCGGUCGCCGUCGAGGAGCAGAUCGUCGACUCGAUGGUGUACAAGCUCUUCCGCCAGCCCGAGGCCUACGACGUCAUUGUUGCGCCCAACCUGUACGGCGACAUUCUCUCUGAUGGCGCCGCCGCCCUCGUCGGCUCGCUCGGUCUCGUCCCCUCGGCCAACGUCGGUGAGGGUUUCGCCAUCGGUGAGCCCUGCCACGGCUCCGCGCCCGACAUUCAGGGCCAGAACAUUGCCAACCCCAUCGCUACGCUCCGCUCUGCUGCGCUCAUGCUCGAGUUCCUCAACGAGGAGGAGGCGGCGGCCAAGAUCUACGCUGCUGUUGAUGCUAACCUUGAGGAGGGCAAGCUGCUCAGCCCCGAUCUUGGCGGUAAGGCUAAGACCGAGGAGGUUGUGCAGGAUAUCCUUCGCCGUCUCUAAAUGGGGAGCGGGAUUAGAUGGCAAGGGUUAUGAGUCAUGAUAUUGAAAAAUACUUGGUAUCCGGCUCGAGAACAAAAAAAUGCUGUUGAAUGAUGUACUGUAUGACAUUUACAUGAGAGCGGUAUCCUCACGCUAGACACCUUGUACAUAAAUGAGGAAGGAAGUCGUAAAUGAUGGUUUUCAAUAAUAACGAUACUAGUUG